Geodia barretti is the source of this 468-nucleotide messenger RNA. The record is from the annotation of a GenBank genome assembly. Lineage: Eukaryota; Metazoa; Porifera; Demospongiae; Tetractinellida; Geodiidae.
GUGCUCCAGUUCCAGCCCCGACGAAGCCUCCGACCCGGCGGCUCAGGUCGCCACUUCCGCACCGGUCACGCAAGAUUCCAGCGUCGCCACGGCUGUGCCCGCACCGGCGGGGUCAACGCAGGGCGAGGCGGAUGUGGCCUCAGGGACGGUACUUUGAUGGCCUCCGACUGGGGCACCCAGGCUUUUGAACCCCGGGACGCCUCGGGCCAGAUAAUGACGCAGCACCGAAUGUUGCACGGGUGGCUGAUUGCGGGUAACGAGAAUACCGAAAUGAUCCCGGGUAUUGCCGAAAAGUGGGAACUGUCGGAGGACGGCCUCCAGUGGACUUGGACCAUUCGCAACGGCGUCAAAUUCCACAACGGCGACGACCUGACCAUUGACGAUAUUCAAUUCACCCUGGACCGGCACCACGGCCCCGAGGCGGCUGAGAACGCCAUACACUCGGUUUUCAUCAGCCACUCAAGAUGA